AUGUCUACCGACAGAGAGGACCCGGACGAGAAGAAUAAUGCCAUCUACGCCCCAAAGGGCACCCCGGAAGUAAGACGUAUUGGUGGCCCAGUGAGGCCAAUAGGAACCACUCAUUUCUCCUUCCACGGGCUCAAGUCCAAGGACAAGCUUAGACUAUCGUGGGACUACAGGGCGCCUGCCUGGAGAAUGGCUGUGCCGGGUAUAAGCCUCAUAGGGAUUUGCAAAACUCGUGCCUGCGUAGCUUUCGACAAAGAGAUCCUAAUCAGAUGGGGCCCGAACAAUUUCAACUUUGAAGAGGACGAGCAUCUCUCUGUGUGCCCCAUGUGCGAAGCAUACGUCGAACCAAAGAACUGCGGGUUCUCAGACAUCCAGUGGAGAGUGGUUGGCCGUAGGCAGAUUGGGAGUGAGCCUGAGGAGGACGUUAAUGGGGAUUGGAAUGUAGCAGAGGCUGACGGCUGGAGCACAUUCAUCUCCGAUGACUCUCUGCUUGCAAUGUGGAGUACUCUGAAGCUUGAGGUUAAACCCCGUGGCAAGUAA
Molecule: messenger RNA, 537 nt
Organism: Morchella sextelata
Lineage: Eukaryota; Fungi; Ascomycota; Pezizomycetes; Pezizales; Morchellaceae
Exons: 2
Coding region: 1-537 (178 amino acids)
Source: RefSeq, a predicted model, not a curated record